Molecule: messenger RNA, 4679 nt
Organism: Poecilia reticulata (guppy)
Lineage: Eukaryota; Metazoa; Chordata; Actinopteri; Cyprinodontiformes; Poeciliidae
Gene: szl
Product: sizzled
Biological process (GO): canonical Wnt signaling pathway; non-canonical Wnt signaling pathway
Molecular function (GO): Wnt-protein binding
Source: RefSeq, a predicted model, not a curated record
AUUUGUCUGCAGAUUCUGAGCUUGGGGGAGCAGAGAGUCUGCUCAGAUCAGUCAGACUGUCUUUGCCCAUAAGGCUUGGAGACUGGAUGUGACAAUUGAGUGCUAUUGACAGUCUGUGCAGGGACUGUCAGUCCUGCUGGAGCCCAGCAGGGUGGUGAAAGGAGGGGGUGGGGUGGGACAAAUGGGAGUUCAGUGUAUGAGUCUCCUGUGUACAAGGGGAGACAACUUUUAUCUGAGUUUGCAGAGCUGACACCCAGUUCUCUUCCCCGUCUUCCUAAACACACCUUAGGCUUUGAUGUGCUGCAAGGACUCAUUUUGCUCCAACACGUGGUCAGAAAGCAGCUGACUAUCACAUUGCAUUGUGAUAGUCGGCUGACGUGAGACAUAAACGUAAAGGCGACUAAUAGUUUUUGAAAGAAAUGCUGAAAUAUUUAGCUGUGUGAAAAUGCAUUUGCCUCCUUACAGAGUUUUUUACCGCAAAAAAGUACAUUUCUUGUCUAUUGGUGACAAGAAAUACACAUCAGUAUUUCUUGUCACCAAUAGAAUUUAAUGUUUGAUUAAGAUAAGCUGUGGGGAAAAAAUCAGUUCAUCACAUUCGCCAAAAAAUAUCUCGGUGAUCCCCAAAACUUCAGUGGUAAUAUUCUGUGGACUGACAAAACAAAUGUGGAACUUUUUAACCUUAAACGAUAGUAUUAUGAAUUUUGCUCCACCAGGAAAUACUGCAUAAUGUCUCGCUGUCAGUACAGGCCUUUUAGCACAAUCACAUUUUGGCUCAGCACCAAACUGAUGAUAAAAUUAGUCGCCUCUUGAGAACUACUGCAAAAGAAAAAAAAGCAGAAGGAAAUAAAGUAGUAGUUUUGGAGUUGGCCUCACUGAAAUCUGGACUUAAAUGCAAUUUAGAUAUGAUUUUAAACAUGCAAAUGCUCAAAAACCCUCUAGUGUUGCUGAACAGAGAGGACCAAAAUUCCCAAGUGGUGAUGUGAAUUUCUCAUUGCCAGCUAGCAUGAAUGCCUGCUGCUAGUUAUUAGGACAAUUUGGCCAGGUUUGGAUGACUUUUUUUUGUUCCUUUUACAAAAGCAAUCGCUUAAAAAUUACUAUUCAUGUUUUCUUCAUACAUUAGAAGUUUCAGGUUAAACACAUUUUAAGUAUAGCAAAAGGGAUAAAGAUGCAAAACAGAGUGGCAAAUCUGAAAAUAGUUUAUCAACAGACUUUUUUGGUCAUUAACUUAUAAGUGUUACAUUUACAUUUUAAUAUAUACCUUUGGCAGACAAAAGAAAAAGGUCAGCAAAAGCUUUCUGAUGCCGAGCGAAGGCUGUCCUUAGGUCAUUACAGAAGACCUACCCAAUACCGAAAAUUUCUGAAACUUUCUGAUGAAGUGCUAUAGGAUCGCACUUUGUUGCGUAUUAAAAUGUACCCAGGCAUUAACGACUGAACGGAUUCCGUCAUUUUUCCAUCCAAAUCAUGUUCCUCAAGAUGCAAUGAUGUCGGUCACAAAGCAAAAUAAAUUCAAGACUGACUUGAUGAGCAUAUGUUUUAGGUUUCGAGUUUGAUUCCAAACUUCUGAAAACUUUACAUGAACAUUUGUGGGUUGGAAAAAUUCGUCUGGAGUUGAACCACUGGUUGACUCCUGCUUAACCUUCUCAUUCACCGAGUUUGGGGCAAGCAGCCCUUUACCAAGACAGACACACUGUCUACGCAACGGCCAUUAGGCCCGACAACAGACCCCUGUGGAGCUCCUGGCAGGGGGAGCUUGUUAAAUGUGUGGACCUAUUGUUCAGCCAAAUUGGCCUGUGGCUCUAAUUGCCCAGUUAGUCCCCUCUAAUGGGCUGAACUCGUCUACCCAAUCUGGAACCAGCCUCCAGUCUUCAGAUCAUGUCGUAAAACGUGGCUCGGCUGUGGCCGGUUACAUAUUCAUUGUCCCUUUUCCAGACAGACCUGUUGUGAAGUCGCAUACAUAGGAGUAGACUCGAGAGUCGACUACUUGGGCAACUCCAACAGACUGGGUUCAGUGGAUACCUCUGGUUCACAAACAAAAAAAGGCCUGAAGGAGCUGGCCAUGAUUUAGAUACACAUCUAAAUCUGGAGACAGACGACCUCUAAACAAAAACAUUGAAAUGAAGUGUAGUUGGAUCAAGCUGCAUUAAGUGGUUUGAAUAAAGGAGUUAAAGAGAAUGGGGUGUAACUCUUGGCAUAUUAAUCAGGUUAACGGCAUCCAGAUGUGGCUGUUUUGAGGAAAACGAUAAAAAUAUGGUGUAUAUGUACAAUCACUAAAAAUAAAUGUCGCAUUAUGCAAUUGGGGGUUUCAGAAUUAGGUUUCAUGCUCGUGAUCCAGACUGGUUUAUUUUCAGGCUCUUUAACUGUUUUUUUUUUUUGUUUUUUUCUCAGACUUUGAGUCACAUCUCCUGACAGCUUAACAGCUUAUUGUAUAGUCACCUUAUUAGAGUUCACCACAGGGUAAUAAGUACAGCUUUGUUACAGUAACAAAAAAGGCAACAUAGUGACCAAGAAACACAAGAAAAGCCAUGGAUGGAGUCAUGGAAACUAUUGGAGGUUACAAAACAAGAUCCUAGACAAUUCACAAAACCCUGUUCAUAAUCAAAAAUUACAGUUGAAUACUAUGCCACAACUCCAAACCUAUUCAUGGCUGUCCCCCAAAGCUGAGAGAACCAGUCAGCUAAAAGUCCUUUGGUAACUCUGGAGGAGCUGCAGAGGUGGGAUAAUCUCAGUUUGGGCUCAAGCCACCUCAACCAUGUAUGAUCUGGUCAUAAGAGACCAAAACAGAACUAUUUGUGACAGCUAGCACUGAUCAUAUCACCCUGACCACAACAUCCUUGCAAUAAUUAAUUUUUCGCAGGGAAGCUGCUAGGCUAUGUUAUUCCUCAGGAUCUUGUUGUAGGUUAAAGUGAGAGGCCCCUGUGUUGGUCUGUCGCACAAAAUUCAAUUUAAACACAUUAUAGGUUUGUGGUUUUAAAGACUUUUGAGUCUUUAAAACUAAGCAAUGCCUCACUGUAUAUAGUGAGGCGUUCUUAUUUCACCGGGCCUAGGCAUAAAAUUUAGCAUCCAUAAUGGCCAUCGAGUCUGUAACAAAAACAUAUUUUAUUUUAGGUUGAAUAUACAGCUAGUUGGACAAAUGAUUGGGGUUGUAAAUGACUACUGGAAUCCCUUGUAAUGAAACCCAGUAAUUUUAAAGCCAAAAAGUCAUAAAAAAAACUUGUAUUUUUGAAAUUCUGAAAAUUUCAGAUUCAUUCCAAAAAUGCAAGCCUCCAGGGGCAUAAAACAAUGUAGCACAUGUUGGUUCAGUAGUGCCAUGUUCUGUUUUUUGUCGCCCUCUUCAAACUUUCGAAGCCAGUGUAGCGGAUUGCUGUGGCUGCUCUUCACUCAGUGAAACCUGGGGUGUGAUUGCCCAUGGUCACCCUCCCCCGUCUCACACACCCUCCAUCUGCUCGCUGCCUCCUUUCUGUCUGCAGUAAUCACAAAACAAGCCGUUGUCUCCAAACACAUCGUCUCUAUGUCUUUUGAUAGGUAGUUGAUAACAGACUUGCUGGCUGAUUUGAGCUGGCCCACCUGGCUGUAUAUAAGAGGAGAAGCUCAUGAGAGGGGCAAGCAAGCGACUCCUCUCGUCCUCCUGUGCGCUCCCGGGACUUUGUCAACUUUUCCUUAUGGCUGCUCUCUUGGCUGUAGCUCUUUUUGCGUCUCCUUUACUGGCAUUCGACCUGGGCCAGUCCACUCGGUGCGUUACCAUCCCCAACCAGAUGAAAGUCUGCAAAGACGUCGGAUACUCUGAGAUGAGGCUGCCAAACUUUUUAGGCCACAGCAGCCUUGAAGGAGAGGUGGUGCCACGCUCUGAGGACUGGAGGCCCCUGCUGCAGACCGGCUGCCAUCCUCAAGCCCAAGCCUUCCUCUGCUCCAUCAUUGCACCCGUCUGUCUCGACACCUUCAUCCAGCCUUGUCGUAGUCUGUGUGUGGCAGUGAGGGACAGCUGUGCCCCAGUGCUUGCCUGCCAGGGACAUCCGUGGCCCGAGGCUCUCAACUGUGACCGCUUUGCUGCUGAGGAAGACAUGUGUCUAACCCCCCUUGCAAAAUUUAGCCACUUUCUGAAAGACUUGCCAAAAGCUGUUUGCCAGAAGUGUCAUUCUGUGGAAGUGGCUCCUGCAAUGAAAACAGUAAUCAGUGCUUUUUGUCAUCAUGACUUUGCCGUCACCGCUAAACUCCACCGCCUUCGCCACCCGGCAGGGGAGCCAGAGUUCCAGGUCGAGGGCCGUGUGGAGUUUAUCCGUCAGGGCCCUCUGUUGCCUUACGACACUCAGCAUCUCCUCCAGGAUUGGCUCCUCAUCAACCUGAGCUGCGCCAGCGCCCUGGUCCGUCCGGGCCGCUCGCAGCUCUACGUGCUGACCGGUUCUGUGCAGCCUGACGGCAGCAUCGCUCUCGUUCGUUUCUUCCCCUGGCACAAAAAAGACGCAGGCAUCGCACUGGCAACCCGCAAAUGGAAACAUCACAGAUGUUGAAGUACAUACAUGCGUAUAACUCUCUUCACUAAUUUGUAACUUUUCAGCUUUUUCUGUCUGUAUGCUGUAAUAUUAUGCACUAAGACCUGUAAAUAGUAUUAAGUGUAAAUUCAUAUAUUUUAUUUUCUUGGAGGAUACUGAUGUAUUUAUCACAUUUUUUUAUGUUUUGUGCAA